Molecule: messenger RNA, 228 nt
Organism: Moesziomyces antarcticus
Lineage: Eukaryota; Fungi; Basidiomycota; Ustilaginomycetes; Ustilaginales; Ustilaginaceae
Exons: 2
Coding region: 1-228 (75 amino acids)
Source: RefSeq, a predicted model, not a curated record
AUGUCGAGUCAAGGAUCGUAUCUGUCUGCGCAGAAGGGCUUCCUUUCGGGUCCCGGCGGUCGCCCCGCCGAGCCCAAGCAAAACUUUCUGCUGAGGUUCAUCAACACGCAGAUUCUCGCACCCGAACACCGCGCGGGCAACAUCAGCAUCGCUUGGGGCGUCAGCGUCUUUGUUGCGGGCAUCGUCGCCGCUCGCAACUUUGGUGACCUCAUCACUCCCGUCUUCUAA